Molecule: messenger RNA, 204 nt
Organism: Suillus plorans
Lineage: Eukaryota; Fungi; Basidiomycota; Agaricomycetes; Boletales; Suillaceae
Exons: 1
Source: RefSeq, a predicted model, not a curated record
CCCGCCACCUACGAUGAGGCCAUGCGCCGGCCUGAUGCAGACAACUGGCUGGCUGCAAUGCACAAGGAAAUCAACCUCAUGUCAGAAAUGAACGUUUACGAGUUAGUGCUCCUACCCGACGACCGACGCGCAAUCGGUUGUAGGUGGGUGUUAGAGUUCAAGGAGGAUCUCAAAGGCGGACCCGUGUUCAAAGCGAGGCUUGUC